AUGAAGUUGUGCAUUGAUUAUAGACAGUUGAAUAAGGUCACCAUGCAGAACAGAUAUCCAUUGCCUCACAUUGACGACUUGUUUGAUCAGUUGAAGGGUGCUAAAGUGUUUUCUAAGAUUGAUUUGAGAUCAAGCUAUCAUCUAUUGUGGAUCAGGGAAGAUGAUGUACCUAAGACUGUUUUUCGGACAAGGCAACUCAAGAAGCAUGAGUUGAAUUAUCUUACUCAUGAUUUGGAGUUUGCUGCAGUGGAAGUCAUCUCUAUCCUUGGCUUAUCUCCGAGGGAAGUAUCUUCCAUUGUUGGUGGAGUUGAGGAGUCUAGAGUUAGGUUAAGUCUGGAUGAUCAGGGAGCUUUACUUGCUGCUCUCUACGAAAGACCGGUGUUGGUUGAACGAAUUAUCGAAGCCCAAAUGCAUGAUCCGUUAAUCUGCACAUUAAGGUUGGAAGUCGAGAAUGGUACAAGAAUAGAUUAUUCGGUGAGGAAAGAUAGAUCUUUGAUGGUAGGAACAAGAUUGUAUGUACCUGGGGAUGAAGCUCUAAAGAGGGAAAUUCUUGAGGAGGCUCAUUGUUCGGCCUUCGCCAUGCAUCCUGGCAGUACAAAGAUGUACUAUACCCUGAGGGAGCAUUAUUGGUGGCCUUUCAUGAAGAAGGGAAUAGCAUAA
Molecule: messenger RNA, 660 nt
Organism: Prunus persica (peach)
Lineage: Eukaryota; Viridiplantae; Streptophyta; Magnoliopsida; Rosales; Rosaceae
Exons: 3
Coding region: 1-660 (219 amino acids)
Source: RefSeq, a predicted model, not a curated record